Molecule: messenger RNA, 1835 nt
Organism: Impatiens glandulifera
Lineage: Eukaryota; Viridiplantae; Streptophyta; Magnoliopsida; Ericales; Balsaminaceae
Product: actin-related protein 2/3 complex subunit 1A-like
Exons: 14
Coding region: 341-1471 (376 amino acids)
Biological process (GO): Arp2/3 complex-mediated actin nucleation
Cellular component (GO): Arp2/3 protein complex; actin cytoskeleton
Molecular function (GO): actin filament binding
Source: RefSeq, a predicted model, not a curated record
AUUCCAACUACUACCUAGCCUCGGCCGAUCGAUCGAUCGAUCGAAGACACCACACAAGGGGAGGAUUGGCUAAAGAGGAGGAGGAGGAUUCGAGGAAGAGGGAAAAUAAGUCUUCUUUUCAUCUUUAUGUGAUUUUGUAGUCGCUUCACUCUUCGUCAAUUUAUUCGCUUCGCCCUUACUUUCCUCUCUCUCUCUCUCUAUACAAUCAAGCAGACAAACUAGUUUAGCUAGCUAGCUAGCUAAUUGCCGAUUUCUCCAUCCCUCGGAUCGGAUCUCACCUUUUCUCGCCAAUUCAUCGGUAGGUAAUUCAACAUAGAUUCACUUCUGCCGUGCACAUGCAAUGGCGGCUCUCGAUGUUCACCAGUUUGCGCCCUGCAUUACAUGUCAUUCUUGGAGCCCAGACCACUCUAUGAUUGCAUUUUGUCCAAACAACAAUGAGGUUCAUAUAUAUAAAUUUGCGGAAGAGAAAUGGGAGAAGACGCAUGUUCUUCAGAAGCAUGAUCAACUUGUUUCAGGUAUUGACUGGAGCGUAAAAUCCAACAGAAUAGUUACGUCAUCUCAUGAUAGGAACUCGUAUGUCUGGAACCAAGAAGGAUCAGAAUGGGUCCCAACCUUGGUUAUCCUUAGACUUAAUCGUGCAGCUCUUUGUGUUCAGUGGAGUCCAAAAGAAAACAAGUUUGCUGUUGGAAGUGGUGCUAAAACAGUUUGCGUUUGCUAUUAUGAGCAAGAGAAUAAUUGGUGGGUCAGCAAACUUGUUAGGAAAAGACAUGAUUCUUCUGUGACAAGUGUUGCCUGGCAUCCAAAUAACGUUCUUCUGGCUACUACUUCAACCGAUGGAAAAUGUCGGGUUUUCUCCACAUUCAUAAAGGGUGUUGAUAAAAAGUAUUCUGAAUAUUUCACCUCUCUUUUUUCUUCUUUUUUGUUGGAGCAGCUAAUAGUCCAGCUUGAUCUCUCAAAUUCCUGGGCAUUUGGAGUUAGAUGGUCACCAAGUGGUAAUACCUUGGCUUAUGUAGGUCAUAAUUCAAUGAUAUACUUUGUUGAUGAAAUUGGUCCAUCUCCCUCUGCUCAAACUGUAGCAUUUCGUGAUUUGCCCCUCCGUGAUGUGCUAUUUAUUUCUGAGAAAAUAGUUAUUGGAGUGGGUUACGACUGCAAUCCAAUGGUUUUCACUAAAGAUGAAAGGGGGUUAUGGAGCUUUACCAAAUUUCUUGAGGAAAGGAACAAACCUUCUACAGGGCAAAAAUACACUUCACAGCUCUCUGGAACAUUUGGAAGAUUGUAUGGUGGUCAAUCAAGAAACGAAAACAACAGUUCAAAACCACAUGGAAAUGCUCAUGAUAACUUUAUCAACUGCAUCGUGCCAAUAAAGAAAGUCGGAAAUGCUAAAAUGACUCGCUUCAGUACGUCAGGUCUAGAUGGUAGGGUGGUUGUAUGGGAUUUGGUGAAUCAAGACGAUUUAACCGAAUACUUGUGAAUGAUGGAGGUCUGUCUCUGUCUGUUUUCUUGCUUCAGAUUGGUGUCAAGAUCUAAUAAGCUUUAUGAAUAGGAUUCAGAGAGCUUAAAAACGAAAAGAAAAAUGAUUUGUGUAAUUAUUUACUCAUUCCUAUGAAGAACUUCCCAUUCAGGUGAUGGUGGUUCACUCGCUGCUAGAAGAAUUCCUUUCUUUAUUUUCUUAAUGUUUUAUGUUUUGCUUUGAAAUGAAUGAUUCAGAUAUAAUAUUUAUCAUUUCAAUUGAAUUCAAUCCUUUCUUUCUGUAUUUGCUUAUUCCAAACAAUAUGUUUUAGAAUCUUAUUUUACUCCCUCCUGCAUGAUUUGUUGUUUCUCAAAGAAAUUGGCAA